Messenger RNA from Candidula unifasciata, 513 nucleotides. NCBI's taxonomy places the organism in Eukaryota, Metazoa, Mollusca, Gastropoda, Stylommatophora, Geomitridae. The record is from the annotation of a GenBank genome assembly.
GCAGCCUCAUGAUUACCGCGUGGAUAUUUUUGGCCAGUAUUGGAAUCGUGCUGGCCAGGUACUACAAGCCUGUGUGGUCAGGUUCAAUGUGUUCAGAAAAGGUUUGGUUUCAACUCCACAGAAUUUGCAUGAUUUUAGUGUUUUGUGCUACCACUGCCGGUUUCGUCAUGAUUUUUGUAGCAAUUGAUGGUUACAGCAAGGAGGAGGGCAUGUCAUUUCUUGUUGGUCACCCUAUCAUUGGUAUUAUUGUGAUGAUACUGACGGUUAUAAAUCCGGUAAUGGCACUGUUCCGACCCCAUCCAGGAACCCCCAGACGACCCAUCUUCAACUGGGGGCAUUGGUUUGUGGGUACUGCAGCUCACAUCUUAGCGGUGGUCAACGUUUUCUUCGGAGUGCUCUUAUCACUGUCCGAUGUUCCCUAUUACUUGGUCUACAUCCUGGGUGCCUAUGUUGCCUGGCAGAUCUUCGUGGAGUUGUUGCUGGAGCUGCUGUCGUUCUUUGGACGUAAACUGG